This is a messenger RNA of Nezara viridula (southern green stink bug), 2754 nucleotides long. The record is from the annotation of a GenBank genome assembly. NCBI's taxonomy places the organism in Eukaryota, Metazoa, Arthropoda, Insecta, Hemiptera, Pentatomidae.
AGUUAUGGAUAAUUGUGGCAUUUCUAUUAAAGAAGAAAUAGAUGAAGAAACUGAAUCUACUAUUUCCACCAUUGGAGUUGAUGAAGAGGAAAGUUCACAGAUUUAUUAUUCUGGUGGCCUUACUCAUUUGAAGCAAGAAGAUGAGGUCCUUAUCCCAGAUGAAGUUGUGACAUGCUGCGAUGUAUCCAUGAAAGAAGAAACGGAAGAAAAAACUCAGUCAGCUAGAGCUGAGAAUUCCUUCAAUAAGACAGAUGAGAUCACUUGGUUAAAACCCGAUAAUACAAUGAAUUUAAAGAAGUCUGAAAUGUCUCUUACCGGUGAGAACUCUCAUCAAUAUCUUCAUUGUGAUUAUAAAGAAGCAAGAUCAAAUACAUUAAAAAUGUAUGAAAUGUCACAUCAUAUCAAUAUGAAGAUUCAACAAAUUCCUCAUGAUUAUAAAAUAACAGAAGCAGAGAAUUUAAAAACAUAUGUUAUGACUCAUCAUAUAAAGAGAAAACCUCAUGAAUGUUCUGAUUGUGAUUUUAAAACAGCACGACUAAAUGAUUUAAACAGACAUAUAGUAGUAAAUCAUAUGAGAGAAAAGCCACAUCAAUGUCUUCAGUGUGACUUUAAAACAAUAUAUUCAAGUGAUUUAAAAAAACAUAUAAUGGCUCGUCAUACAAGUGAAAGGCCUCAUCAAUGUCCUCAGUGCGAUUUCAAAACAUUAUAUUCAAGUGAUUUAAAAAAACAUAUAAUGGCUCGUCAUACUAGUGAAAGGCCGCAUCAGUGUCCUCAGUGUGACUUUAAAACAGUAUAUUCAAAUGAUUUAAAAAGACAUCUAAUGGCCCUCCAUACAGGUGCAAGGCCUCAUCAAUGUCCUUAUUGUGACUAUGAAACAGCAGUAAGAGGCAAUUUAAAAAAACAUGUAAAGGCACAACAUACAACUGAGAAGCCUUAUCAAUGUACACUGUGUGACUUUAACACAGUAUAUUCAAAUCUGUUAAAAAGACAUAUAAUGGCCCGUCAUACAGGUGAAAAGCCUCAUCAAUGUCCUGAAUGCGACUUCAAAACAGUAGAAACAAGUAAUUUAAAAAGACAUAUAAAGGCUCAACAUACAAGUGAGAAACCUCAUAAAUGCCCUGAUUGUGAUUAUAGAACAGUUCAUGCACAAGAUUUAAAAAAACAUAUAAUGGCCCGUCACACAGGUGAAAAGCCUGAUAAAUGUCCGUUUUGUGACUAUAAAACGGUCCAUGCACAAGAUUUGAAACAACAUAUAAUGGCCCGUCAUACAGGUGAAAAGCCUGAUCAAUGUCCUCAGUGUAAUUAUAGAACAGCAGGAAUGAGGAAUUUAAAAAGACAUAUAAUGUCUCAUCAUACUAAUGAAAAGCCUCAUCAAUGUCCUCAGUGUGACUAUAAAACCGUAUAUGUUGAUGUUUUAAAAAAGCAUCUGAAAGCAUCUCACACAGGUGAGAAGCCUUAUCAGUGUCUUCAUUGUGACUAUAAAACAGCUGUAGCGAGUAAUUUAAGAAGACAUAUAAAGGGUCAACAUACAAGCGAUAAGCCUCAUUAAUGUCCUCAUUGCAACUUUGAAGCAAAAGAAGAAGAUAAUUUAAAAUCACAUAUUACAGCUUGUCAUACAACUGAAAAAAUUAAAUAAACAAAAAGAAAACUGCAUUAUAAAUUAAGAAGUUAUUGUUUAACACAUUGACUCCUGUGGUAUCUUUCAAGAUCUCGAUCUAAAAAGUCAAUUUAAUUUAAUUAUAUUAUAUUAUUAAAACACUAAAACUCCAGGAGCUCCUAUGAAAUUCUGUCUAACAUCUUCUUCAUGAGAUUACUUUCUUUUGCAGAGCAAUAGCUAGGUUUGUACCAAAGUGGAAUUUGGAAAGGGAAGUCAACAAUUGACCAAAUUUACACAUUACAGCUAAACAGAAAGAGAGUAGAAGCUGCAGACCUAUCACUUGCAUUUUGAUUUUAAAAAUGCAUAUGAAGAGUUUGAAACCAUGUAUAUGAAACCAACAUGCGAAGCCUAGGAGUAAUCGUGAAUGAAGGAAAAACCAUCUUAAUUCCUAGCUGGAGUCUGGAGUGCAGUGGAGCGAAUGGAGUCUGGGGGAAGAAUGAGGUUCGUCAUGUUCUCACAUAUAUGAGAGCAUAGGUGAACAACGAUAUUACUGCCGAAGUAAAUACAAAUCACCACCGCUAACAGAUGUUUUUUUGGUCUAAUAUCUCAGCUGAGAAACAGUCUCAACACUAGAGCCACAAAGUUAUCCUCUACAAAGUAUUAAUACACCUUGUGCGUACAUAUGGUUCUGAAGCUCUGACUAUAUGAUGUUAUUUGCAUCCUACACCGCAUCUAUGGAACAAUCCAACGGAAUGAAUGAUUGGUAAAGGCGUAGAAAUCAGGAAUUGUACAUCAUGAUGAGUGAGCUAAAUGUUAGUCAUCAGACUUGGAAGGCUGCGGUGGUACGGCCAAGACUAAGGCGGCAGAACAAUGUGGACCAUGAAACAAAAUCCCUUCUUGGAAUUCAGAACUGUAAAGAGGCUCCAUAAGACGUGGUACAUGGCGGAAGGUGAUCCAGUAGGUCAUGAAUUGCUAGCAACUUGUACUUCUAAAGAAUGAAUGAAUAUGAGGUUGUAGUGCCAAAAAAUGAAUGAAUGAAUGUGUGGUUGUAGUGCCAAAGGAUGAAUGAACGAAUGAGAGGUUAACAUUUGAUAAUGAAUGAAUGAAUGUGAGGUUAACGUUUGAUGAAGAAUAAAGGAAAUCUGAUCUUAACAUCU